Pocillopora meandrina is the source of this 3144-nucleotide messenger RNA. The record is from the annotation of a GenBank genome assembly. Lineage: Eukaryota; Metazoa; Cnidaria; Anthozoa; Scleractinia; Pocilloporidae.
CAGGUGACAUGGCUUGUUUUAUUCACUGUUGUUUACUUGUCCUGUGACUCCAAGGAGCAAGAAACGUUGACAGCGUUUCCUUCUCCUUCAAUUUACCUUACCAUCACUUCAAAUGGAUCUGUUUUCCUUGGAAACAUAACAAUUCCAGCAGGUGAGCACACGUUAUAUUCACGCCUCAAUAGUGUUUUACAAAGAUUGGUCUUUGAUUCAGCGAUUUGAAACAUUUGAAUUCCUGUACACGUUGUAAGAAGACAUGAUUCAUCAGCUCAGUUCAGUAAUAGUAGUUUGCUUCUAGAUAAUAUAUAUAUAUAUAAAAGAAACGACAAUGGUCUUACUUGAAGCAAAAAAGGGGGUUCAGGACACUGAUACUAAGAAAGAUCAUAAGCAAUGAGCUGAAGAUGAAGGAAUUCCAAUUGUUUUCUUGUAGAGAACGUGACAAUGAAUGCAAGUGUUAGUAUUAAUCCAAACCGAUCCAGUGCGGCAGUAAUGAACACGAGCGCUUCCAUAAUCAGUAAGAUAACGGGAACCACAAAGACCGAAAACAGUAAGUGUAUGUUUUGCCAGUCCGAGAUAAAUACAACAAUGACGGGCGAAAUAACAAUUCCAAGCUAAAGGGAAACGCUGAGAUUCGAGGGGAACAAAAUUUGCUGUUUCCAGGGAAAUUGUGCAGUCGUUAAGUGAUAUCAGAAUCUCGCUCGAAAAUACUACUUACAUUGAUUUUGAAGGAGAAGCAUGGAUCAAAAAUCACUUGAAAAAUUAUUCUUAGUUUUACUUGAAUGGUUCCGCUUUCAGUGAUUGUUCAAUACAGGUGGAGGACAAUAAGAACAGGCCGUUGGGACUUAGUAAAGGGUGACUGCAACCGCUUAAUAAAGGUGACAGCUUAUAACAGUGGUUAAGAGGAAACAAAUUCAGAAUUUUGGCGACUGACAGCUUAAUACGGGGUAGCCGCCUAACACAGUGCUUAAUACAGCUCUUGACUGUAGUGAACUCCGUAUUGUGGUGUUAAAAUGUUUCAUUUGAUGACAUGUGAAAGAGUCGCUUUGACACUCAAGCGAUUUCCGUUUAUAAAUUGACAAGCAACUUAACAAUUCUAAUAAGUGCAUCUCAUGGCGAUUCAUAGAUGUCUUGUUUCGUGUUUAUUAGAAUGGCUGUAUUUUAUUGGAUGAAAUCUGUUAUAAAAACUACGAUGUGCUUUGAAAUAAACUUUAUGAUUGUCAUAGAAGUAACGACGAGGGCAAAUUUACAGCGUUUUCUCAAACAAGGAAGAUUCAUUAGUGACUCUUUAGCUCAUGGUUUCGUUUCCUUUUAAUUUUUGAAGAUACCUUCUUUGUGGAGUUCAAAACAGGAGCGUUGGAAUGGAGUCCCGAUCUUACCAAGGAAUAUCACAAUAACUUCAUCAACAGUGCCAAUGAAAUUGUUCAAAUAGUUAGUAAAGAUUUAACUAGUAACAAAAACAAGUAUAUUUUGCACUGAAAAAAAGAUUUAUCUUCUCCUGUCUGCGCUCUUAUGGUGUGUCCCAGUUCAAUGAAAAGUGAAAUAUUACUAAUUUGUGUAACGUUAGUGUAGUACCUUGCAUUGUCAAUAUUUGUCAAGAAAAACUGACAACGGUCUGCGGUCACUAUGUGUCCUCUAGCAUUGUUCAUAUCCUAGCCUCAAUGCUCUGAAAAGCUGGGUUUAAAUCUAGAUUUGCAGAGACAAGCUACGUAAUAAUAGCACCCCGAUCUUUGUAUUUCAUAAUUUAUAUGCAAAGCCUCUAAUGCCUUUUCACGAACUCACGUAUAAUUUUUAUUUUUAACAACAGCUAAAACAUAAGAUUUCGCAAACUACAUUAGGUCCAUGUAGAUAUUUAUAGCUUAUGCAACUAACACCUUUUCUGUCACAGAUUGACAGCAUAUAUAAGAAUGCAAACAUGUCGUCUAGUUUCGAUGGCAGCCGCGUUAUUGGCUUCAGGUCUGUAGCUCACUGUUCUCAUGUAGUAUUAUUGUGUAGUGUUAUAUGUACUCUAUUCAUGCACCUCCUAAAGCUUCUGUCACAUUGUAAAAAUAAAAAAAAAAAACAUUUCUUUCUCUCCAGGGAAGGCGGGUAUGUAUCGGUAAAGCUACAGUUCAAUGAAGGUGACAUUAACAACCUGGAUGUCAUUAUUCAAUUCUUACGAGAAGGAGGAGGGGACUUGUUGACGGACAAAGUUUAUCUUAAGCUUGGAAAAAUUGGUAGGUGAAUUGACUUAAUAUCCAGGGCUAAAAUGGUAGCACAAAAUCGAGAAUGAAAAAUGCAGUUGUUUAACCUCUACUUAUAUCUACCAAUGACAGCUUAUUCACCAGUUAAAAUAGUUUCAAGUUUAUUGCUUGGACUACCUGAGACCAAGCAGUCUACAACAAUGACUUACUUUUACCAGAAAACAAGGGGAAAACUAGUUGGUAUUUAUUAGUACAUACAUACAUAAGUAUAUACAUAAAUAAACUUUAUCUAGUCUUAAACCAAAAUACUAGUAUCUCUGAGCUAACUGCAUUAAUAAUUAUAAUAACGAGUUAAUUCCAUACAACAAUUAACUUGCCAAAUUGACUUAGCGUACUUGUACUGAAAUAUAAGAUUUAAAUCCACUCAUUAUUCGAUUCAACAAAACAGUAGCAUGCAAUAAUUGUAAAAUUCUAGUCAAAUUAAUAACUUUUCGUCGUAAUCUGAAUCGAUAAUAUAAAAAUAGUUUUAUAGACUUAUAAAGUGGUAAAUCUUCCAGCUUCCUUUUUUGAGUUAUGAUUUUAGAAGUUUUAGACUGUGUUUAAGUCCAGCAAUCAACUCUCUAUUUAAGAAGCUUUGAAGAAACUAUUUGUAUUUAUCUCAGUUGGUAAAUUUUAUAUAACGUACUUUGUUCGAUCUAUAGCCGACUGUAUCACAUCCUAUGUGGACACCUCAUUAUGUGACUGCUUGUCCAUGAGUUACAAGCGUCGAUUGACAUGUCGUCAGCCAGAGAUACAUGGCGGUGAGGACUGCCCUGAGCGAUGCUAUACUGGCCACCUGAUCGCCGGCUACAAGUCUUGUACUUGGGACGAUUUAGACGCGUUUAAAUGUGCUGCCAGUAAAACAAAGGCCACUUAUAUUAUUAUGUCGUUCGUAUUACCGCUUUAUUCGGUAACUUUUGUCAACUGA